GAACCCCUGUAUAACUACUACAAGUACUAUCUAUAUACACAUAAAGAUUGUGUAAUGGAGAGAAUACAACAUAUAUCUAAUCACUUGACAAUGUCCGAUGUGUCAUCAACUGUAACUCAACAACAGCCACCAUUGAACUCAAACAUGUCCAAUCGUGCAAUACUCUAUCAAGAGUAUGACAAUGGAUGUAGAAAGAUCAUAUUAAACAGAGAGGAGGCACUACAUAGUCUUACAUUGGAGAUGAUACUUGAGAUGUAUAGAUUGCUCAAGUUAUAUGAGAAUGAUCCAAAGGUGAAGCUUGUUAUGCUUGUUUCAUCAGGUGGCAAGGCAUUCUGUUCAGGUGGAGAUCUUAAACAGUUCAUUACAAGAAGGGAGGUCGCACAUGAGUUGUUGAGCGCAGAGUAUAAGAUGGACUAUCUGAUACACACUUAUAACAAGCCAGUUGUAUCUAUUGUGGAUGGCAUUGUCAUGGGUGGAGGCGUAGGAGUGUCUAUACACGCAGAAUACAGAGUUCUGACAGAGAAGGUGGUCUGGGCAAUGCCAGAGAACAGCAUUGGAUACUUUACAGACGUUGGCACAAACUACUACACAUCUCGAAUGACUGGUGGAGUUGGACUAUACCUCUCGAUGACUGGAUCGAGGGUUGGCCUGAAGGAUGCCAUGCGUCUGUCCAUUGGAACACAUCAUGUCAAGAGUGAGCAUGUCCCCAUGUUGGUAGACGACCUCUGCGAGAAGGAGAUCAACGAUCGGCGUCAAAUACAGUUCAUUCUAAACAUGUGGAGGAAGUCAGUCCCCAUCGGACAACACGCCAAUGCCUCGAACAUGACACCACUCGAGAUCAAUCGCGAGUCAAUCCAACGAUGCUUUGACUGGCGCAUGACAGGUGCCACGACGGCCGAGAGCAUAAUCGAGUUGGUCAAGCAGGAGACUGCCACCAACCCCGAGUGGGCCAAUGCCACGCUGAAGAAGCUGGACCAUGCAUGCCCGCUGAGUGUAAAGGUGACGCUCCGAGCGAUACUGGAGUCAUCCACUCUGCCCAUCGACGAAGUGUUCAAGAUGGACAACAGGGUCGGCCGAUACCUGAUGGGCAGUCUGGACAAUGUACUAGUAGGUGUUCAAGGAGCACUCAUUAAUCGCAAGGGUCGUCCAGCCUGGUGGCCUGCCACACUCCAAGAGACCAGCGACGACUUGGUCGACCAGUGUUUCAAACAUUUGGAAGACUCCAAGGAGUUGGAU
Molecule: messenger RNA, 1236 nt
Organism: Acytostelium subglobosum LB1
Lineage: Eukaryota; Evosea; Eumycetozoa; Acytosteliales; Acytosteliaceae
Exons: 2
Biological process (GO): L-valine catabolic process
Cellular component (GO): mitochondrion
Molecular function (GO): 3-hydroxyisobutyryl-CoA hydrolase activity
Source: RefSeq, a predicted model, not a curated record